This is a messenger RNA of Phytophthora sojae, 1889 nucleotides long. RefSeq lists its product as hypothetical. The record is from RefSeq and is a predicted model, not a curated record. Bases 49 to 1731 code for a protein of 560 amino acids. NCBI's taxonomy places the organism in Eukaryota, Oomycota, Peronosporomycetes, Peronosporales, Peronosporaceae. The transcript has a single exon.
GGGUCAGUUCCCAGCAGCUCCGCUAGGGCCGAGGCCGCAGACGACAGAAUGAUGUUCCCGCUGCCGCUGGACUUCUUCCCCCCGCUGCGCCUGAGCAAGCAGGAGGCGCAGUCCUUCCUCCAGUGGGGCGACUCGCUGCUGCAGCAGACCAUCGACGCGUACCACCGCGAGCAGUUCGACACGCAGGAGAUGCGCGAGCGCAAGUGGAAGCCCAUCAAGCAGCGGCGCGACCUGACGGUCUACCGCCGGCGCAAGAUCAAGGACGACGGCGACUACAAGUUCCUCUGCACGGGGCGCAUCGACGGCACGCUGGACGAGGUUGUCAUGGGCCGCUACGCCGACAACACGCCCGACUUCCGCCGCAUCUCGGGCGUCUACCGCGACGACAUCGUCGACUGCGCCGUGCUGGGCGUCAUCAAGAAGCGCAGCCCCGAGGACCCCUUCUUCCUCUCCUGCUUCAAGUGGAUGACGGUCGAGUCCCCCGGCAAGGGCCUCGUCAAGAACCGCGACGUGUGCUGGUACGAGCAGGUCGGCAUGACGCGCGACCGCAACGGCAAGGAGAUCGGCUACACGCUCACCGAGUCCGUGGAGCUGCCCACGUGCCCCACCUUCAACGAGUGCGUGCGCGCCAAGUUCUCCAUCUGCUACCUGUAUAAGCGCAACAAGAGCGGCGGAGUGAAAGUCUACAUGCGUGGCAAGAACGACGCUGGCGGGAAGGUCGUGGACUGGGUGGCGGACAUCAAGUCGGCCGAGCUAUGGCUGCGCAUCGAGCAGGCCAUGCCCGUGGCCCACGCGGUCAUUGCCACCGCGCUCGUGGAGGCCGGCAAGUACACGGUGCGGCCGUUCAUCACGCACAAGAAGUGCGAGGUGUGCCACGCCAAGGCGUCCGGGUUCCUCAGCUCGUCCAAACAGUGCGCCGUGUGCCACCGUCUCACGUGUUCCAGCUGCGUCGCGAAAGUACGCGUGCUCAGCUUCCACGACUUUCGCGUGCCGCACCACGAGCUGUUCUGCAAGAAGUGUAUCCGGUUGAUUCACCAGGUGGAUCUGCGCGCUCCGGAAAGUGUGCAAAACCUUGUCGAAUACGCCGCCGCGUCGCUGACCGGGCCCGAGAGCUCGGAGAACAGCUUCAUGAGUUCGCGUGGCAGGGCAACGAGCCGACUCACGGACGACAGCGGGGAGGGUCUGGACGAAGACCGAUUCCGACACAAGGCAACGUCCGUGACGAGCAGCCACAGCAGCAGUAGCGGCUCGUUCCGCGCGCUCCCGCAGCCUCGAAUUGGCGUGAAUCGCCACGACCAGGACGAGGAGACCCACUAUUAUACGCAGUCCGGAGGAGCCGCUGCUCCUCUGCCAAAGCACCCCGGGCGGCCAACGCAUUCGUCGUCGAUGCCUGCCGUGACUAUCUACGAUGGUCCUGUGAAGAGCAGUCGCAGCAUGGAUGCCUACACUCAACGCCGCUACAGCCGCUCACCGCCGCCCAGUCCAGAAGACAACUAUUAUAGGGGGCGCGACUCGGAGACGGCGUUGAUCCGGGCCCGUUCGAUUCCGAGUGCGGGACCUUACGGCGGGAACCUGAGCAGCCCCUUGUCUUAUGAGCGCAACAGCGGAGACACCUCCACGGACUCGCUCAUGACGCAAAUCAUCAAAAUGAACCUCAUCGCCGAGCAGUCCCGACAGCAGAUCCAGGACAACCUCAAGCUGGCACGUCAACUCAGCAGCACCCGCUCAUAAGCUGCGCCAGAUCCUGCUUGCGUGGAAGCUGGAUCGGAACGAGCACGUCCCGCGGUUGUACAUAUGCGCUAAGCAAACCAGGUUCCAUGCGUCAUUUAUUUCGCUCGCCAGAGCUGCCAUCACUAUAAGCCCAAUAUCACCACAAAAACCAUUUCUUG